Monodelphis domestica (gray short-tailed opossum) is the source of this 2310-nucleotide messenger RNA. RefSeq names its product TraB domain containing 2A (gene TRABD2A). Gene Ontology annotation, cellular component: membrane. Gene Ontology annotation, biological process: negative regulation of Wnt signaling pathway. The record is from RefSeq and is a predicted model, not a curated record. Gene Ontology annotation, molecular function: metalloendopeptidase activity. NCBI's taxonomy places the organism in Eukaryota, Metazoa, Chordata, Mammalia, Didelphimorphia, Didelphidae.
GUUUAGGGAAAGGGCCUCACGUGGCCAAUCGCCGGGGUUUGACUUUGUACCUCCAUCCAGAGGCUGCAGUGGGAAUUACAAAAAAGGGAGCGAGCGAGGGAGCCCGGAGGAGGAGGACCAGCGGUGGCGGCGGCGGGCAGAGAGCGAGCCAGAGAACCAGUCAGCGAGCGAGUCAGCGAGGAAGAGGGCGAGGUGGCGGGCCGCUGCGCCCCUCUCCUCUGCGCCAUGGAGGGCUGGGCGCCCUGGCGCCCCGGCUCCGCCGCCCCGGCCCGAGCAGUACUGGCCCACGGGCAGGAGGAGGAGGACGGGGACUGACUGGCCGCACAGCCCAGAGCCCGCUGCAGCCUGCCCGGCCACUUUGGGGACGUGCGCCCUGCCCUGCCCGCAGCCCCGGAGCCGCGAUGGGCGGGAUGAGCCCCUGGAACGUGUUCCUCCAGACUUUCUUCCUGCUGCCCGCGGCCGGAGCCCAGCCCAGGGGUCCCGCGCCUGCGGGGGACUUCUCUCAGGCGGCGGCGGCUCCCGCUCCGGCUCUGGAUGCCUGCAAAGCCGGCACCCAACAGAGUGAGUUGAACUCCUUCUUGUGGACCAUCAAGAGAGAUCCGCCAUCUUACUUUUUCGGCACCAUUCACGUGCCCUACACGCGCGUUUGGGAUUUCAUUCCUGAAAACUCCAAGGCGGCCUUCCAGCAGAGCAGCAUCGUGUACUUCGAGCUGGACCUCACCGACCCCUACACCAUCUCUGCCCUCACCAGCUGCCAGAUGCUGCCACAGGGCGAGAACCUCCAGGACGUGCUCCCCCAGGACAUCUACUGUCGGCUCAAGCGCCACCUGGACUACGUGAAGCUGAUGAUGCCCUCGUGGAUGACGCCGGACCAGCGAGGGAAGGGCCUUUACGCCGAUUACCUCUUCAAUGCCAUCGCGGGCAACUGGGAGAGGAAGAGGCCCGUGUGGGUGAUGCUGAUGGUGAAUUCUCUGACCGAGGUGGACAUCAAGUCCCGGGGGGUGCCGGUGUUGGAUCUGUACCUCGCCCAGGAGGCCGAGCGCCUGAAGAAGCAAACCGGGGCCGUAGAAAAAGUCGAAGAACAGUGUCAUCCUCUGAAUGGGCUGAACUUCUCUCAGGUGAUCUUUGCCCUGAAUCAGACCCUCCUGCAGCAAGAGAGCCUCCGGGCGGGAAGCCUGCAGACCCCCUACACCACGGAGGACCUGAUCAAGCAUUAUAACUGUGGAGACCUCAACUCCAUCAUCUUUAGCCAUGAUAACUCCCAGGUUCCAAAUUUUAUUAAUGCCACACUGCCACCUCAGGAGCGGAUAACGGCUCAAGAGAUUGACAGCUAUUUCCGCCAGGAGCUCAUCUACAAACGGAAUGAGCGGAUGGGGAAGCGAGUGAAGGCUCUCUUAGAGGAGUAUCCUGAUAAGGGCUUCUUCUUUGCCUUCGGUGCUGGUCAUUUCAUGGGCAACGACACAGUGCUUGAUGUUUUGAGGAGAGAAGGGUAUGAGGUAGAACACACCCCUGCCGGACAACCUAUCAACAAUGAAAAGCCCAGGAGAACCCCUUCCACUUUGUCCCCACCACCCCCUGCCCAUGCAUCCAAUGGGAUCUCGCAAGUAUCUGGCCCCCUGGGGUCACCAGGGGAGGAAGAAGAGGAGGAGGAAGAGGAUGAAGAGGAGAUGCUAUUGCCACACUUGCUUCUGCCUGGGAAUGCUGACCUGUUAGAGAAGAUGGACAGGAAGUACAGGAAAAAGAAAAAGAAACAGAUGAAAAAGCAGAGGCUUCGGCAAUUUAGUGAUCUAUGGGUACGCCUGGAGGAGAGUGCUCCAGCCCCACUUCCUCGGAUCCGAAUUGUUAAUGGGUAUAUCACAGUGGAACCUCUGCUGCCAGGCCACAGGAGAUCUCCCCAUGUUCAGACAGUGUCAAACAGUGCCUGCUUGUCACUUUGGACACUUCUAUUUUGGUUGCUGACUUUAGCCCUUCAAACUGAGAUCACGCUUCUCUAAGACUUGUCCCACAGAUGCCAGUUGCCUUUUCUCAGCUUGGCCUUAUACAGAUGGAAAAGAAAACAUUAAAAACAAAACAAAAUACUUUCACACCUGUUACUUGAAUGAAAGAAUCUCAUCCUUCCAGUUUGGGCUGUGUCAGCUUGCUUGACACACCCGUGUGGAAGGCAAAUUUAAUGAAAGCCAUUUAGUUUUAUUCUUCUCUUUUUGAAGAAUGACAUCUAUGCUAUCCCAGAAUGCUUUGGGGAGAUGUAUCAUGUUGUAAGAUAGCUGUAAUUUAGCCCUAUGGAAAUCAUUAAAUACAUUUUGGUCCAGA